Molecule: messenger RNA, 495 nt
Organism: Hydra vulgaris (swiftwater hydra)
Lineage: Eukaryota; Metazoa; Cnidaria; Hydrozoa; Anthoathecata; Hydridae
Source: RefSeq, a predicted model, not a curated record
AAAAAGUUUUUUUCAAUAAUCUGUAAACCCUGAUGGAAUUAGGUAGCGACCAAGAGGUGGUAAAACAAUAUAAGAAAAGGAGAUUGAUAGAUAGUGAUAGUGAAGAUGAAGAAGGUAUUAGAAUAAAGAAGAAAAGAAAAGGUUCAGAUUGUGGAAAUGAUUCAAGAGUUGAACGCCUCGAUGAAAGACAGGAGAUGGUUUUAAAAGAGUAUGAUCAAAAAAAGAGAUCGGACUGGUAUGUCACAAGAUCGACGAAGUAUAGAAGAAGUGUUUAUUUAGCGAUUGCUCUUAUUGGAAAAAGAAUGAUAAUAUCAACAAAUCCAAUAAACUCCAAGGAUUGGAAAAUUUGUUUUCAGGAGAACGGAGAAAAAUAAACCUUAUCAACCUAUGCGAAACGAUGAUUUGGGAUGAAAUGCGGACGGUUCUUCGCAACAUGCAAAAAAAGUAUCAAAAAGAAGAGUGCCACAAAGAUUUCGCGAGUUUUAAUGACGAGGG